Messenger RNA from Trypanosoma brucei brucei TREU927, 1710 nucleotides. RefSeq lists its product as hypothetical. Lineage: Eukaryota; Euglenozoa; Kinetoplastea; Trypanosomatida; Trypanosomatidae. The transcript has a single exon. Bases 1 to 1710 code for a protein of 569 amino acids. The record is from RefSeq and is a predicted model, not a curated record.
AUGUCCUUGUGGCUAACAUUGUUUUCGGUACCGUUUCUGCUGGUGCGGGUAGCUUCAGCGGAUCACAAGCGGAGUAUUUUGAAGGAUGAUGUGUGGCUUGAGAUGCCGACACCAUCUAGGACGGAGGGGAGUAAUGUUGUUUGGCCUGUCGUAAGGGGGCUCGUGGCGUUGAACGGUUCAGCUGGUGUUGGUCAGGUGGUGAAUAGACUAAGCAGCAACGAGAGCCUCUCAGUGGGUGGGCUCGUUGGAUGUGGGGACGGGUAUUGCCCUUCGUUUGCGCCCAUAUGCUGCGGAGGCCCAGCUUACUACUAUUGUGUAUCUGGGGGAAGUAAGUGCUGCGGUUUCCCUGGGAGGGUUGUGGGGUCUUGUGGUCAAAGUGAGGAGUGCUGUGCUGAUGAACGAAAUGUUACAUGCUGUGAGGCGGGCUCGUACUGUAAAGUCGACGGCAGUGAUCUUGCCUGUGCCUCUGACACCUGUUCGCAUCGUCUGACAGUUGAUGAAUGCCUCAGCCAAAAUGAUGGCUGUGGAUGGUGCUGUGAAGAGCACCGGUGCGUGAGAAAUACGAGCGGGUGCUCUAAAGGCGGUCGUCCUAUCGCUGUAGGAGAGACGUGCCCCUCGCGGUGCCACUAUGCAGAUACGUGCGGUUUGUGUUUGGCUUCUGGUGACGCGGCGAGCGGCCUGGAGGAUUGUAUGUGGUGUUGUGGCUCACAGUCUUGCAUACCUUCCAGUGAGGGAGAUAGCUGCCAAAAUCUUCAAGGUAUUGUAUCUCCAGGAUUUUGUUCGGCCUGUCUGAGCAACGGAGAGGGCGUGGGUCCGACAUUUGUUGGAUCACUUCAGCAGAUGCUUGCCCUAUUUUCGUCGUUUGUUUUUAUGAUAGGGAUCAUUUCUUGCGUUUGGGUUUCCCGUGCUUGUGCAACUUAUCGUGACAACACGAUUGUAGCGAACGGAAUGCGACAGGUAGAGGUGGCUGCGCAUUACGCGGUGCGACGCCAUGGGUUCAUUGCCGAUGGUCUUUCUGCAGAGGGUGGCUCUUCAGGAUGUUGCCCCUUGCUUCGAUGUAUUUGUUGUUUUUGCACGACUCGCAGAUCCGAUCCAAGCAAGCAAAUACAAGAGGAGGGUGGAGAUGGCCCCUGUCUGAGCGGUGAGUUUUAUUGCGCAGGGUGUGAGCUGGCAUUACGCCCGCGGUCACUUCUCUCACUUGUUGACGCGGUUCAGGGUUCCAGGCCACCCGGUGAGAGAGGUAUAUGCGAUGAUUCUGAUUACCAUGCGGAGGACGAGGGGAUUAUUGUUCUUCUGCCAUGUGGUCACUUUUACUGUUACGCGUGCCUAAAUAUUAAAAAGAAACGAACAAUAAGCCCCAGACGUCUGCCUAAACAAACUUGCUCUGCGGCCGCAUCCGAUUCUCAGGUUCGUGCCGAGGAGGCUCUGCAAAGUGUCUCCUCCGCUGAUGGUGAGCAUGCAGGAAAUCCUAGCGGCGCACAUGUGGAUGCUGACAACAGGGAGGCAGGGGCAGCGGAGGCACAAGAGUCCAGUUGUUGUGGGUGCCUGCUGUGCCCGUUUGGGAAGAACUCUAAAGAGCGCGUUGCGGGUGAGCCCAAGGGUGUCGUGGACAUUGGAAAAUUGGCGAUGAAGAAAAUUAAACGGAAGUGCCCCAAGUGCAGACGAACGGUAACCGACGUACUUUUACCCCACAAUAUCAUACAUUUGUAA